UUCCACAACACGCCCACUAGAAACGUCAUUAUUAUCACAAGUCAGCCUUGACAUUUCCUGAAAGAAAAACGACUACAUACGGUCCAGCGUGAAGAUACAAGUAUCAUGAGAAACCUCUUGUUUUCGGACGUUAGUUCACGGUUUGCUUUGCUGAGAUUAUAGUCUCAUUAUAUUUUGUCUUUGCGGUUGAGAACAGAGAGGUCCCAUCAAAAUGUCACAGAUGGAGUUCCUCGUCACAAAUGUAGCUGAGCUCCUCACCGCUGCUGUGCAGGAAGUGUUGCAGCUCAUGGGUCAGGCUGUGUUAGAGUAUCAGAAAGAGUCUGCCAGAACACGCCUGGAGAAUCAGAACCUCCAGCAGAAGCUCAAAGAACUCCAGGAGAGGACCACUGGGGAUUCGAAUGAAGUCCUGAAAGUCUCUUUUCCCAUUGACAAGCCAGGGGAGGAUCAUGCGCAGGAAGAUCUCAUUUAUCAUGGAGAAUCAACUGUGAGCAAGCAGCCGGAGCAGCCACAAUGUCUGAGUGACAGUCCUGUUCAUAUAAAGCUGGUUUCAGAUGAGAUUAAUGCAGACAACAAACAUCAUUCUCUGCAAGGACCCUGUGACUACUCUUUAAAGAAGCAAAGACCCCUCUCCAGGGUAAAGAGUAGCCCUCCAAGAAUAAUCCCAAAGCCUUUACCUGGCAGCAGAGACAGUCUGGCAACCAGCAACACUGAGUCACCACUGUGCUCGAACAGAAUCAAAGAGGAAUCUAAACCAGAGCCUCUGAAACGUUCUGGUACAGAAGAGACAGAAGAUGUGACAACACAAGCUCCUGUGGUUCCUAUGCAGGAUGUUCCUCAAGCAAAUGAACACAACCAGCUGCCCGUCUCAUCCUUUUCCAACAACAUUGUCCAUUAUAACCAGCCUAGUAAUUUACUCAAUUCUGCUUCCAAACACAUUCUUAGGUCACGGGUAGAGAAUAUGGUCCAAUCGGGGGGCAUUCACAGCACUCCCAGUGUCAGUGAGAGCAGGGAGAUUUUGCACAGCUGCCACGUGUGCGGCAAGACGUUUGCAACGCCCUCCAGCCUCGGAGCACACUUUGUGUGCCAUUCAAAUGAGAGACCUUUUGUUUGCAAGUGCUGCAAGUUCAGGUUCAGUCGUUUAGCCGAUCUGAAGAAGCACGAGCGCAUUCAUACAGGAGAAAGGCCAUAUAACUGCUCACUCUGUGGACGGAGAUUCAACCGAACAGAGAAUCUCAGAAGACACUUGAGGAAAGUUCAUUAUGGAGCAGUGCUGUGAGCUGAAAAUUCACAGCAUUUAUCUUAGCAUGUUGACUUUGGAUCAUUCAACAAAAUCAUUGCUUAUUCACAUCUCAAAAUUAAAGAGUUACUCAGUCCACUGAGACUGUUUUCUCCCACUUUUAAUAUAUGUUGCCAGCGGUUUCCAUCAAAUUGCGUUAAAAUAAAUAUGAGUCAAUAUCCGUGA
This is a messenger RNA of Cyprinus carpio (common carp), 1462 nucleotides long. RefSeq lists its product as uncharacterized. NCBI's taxonomy places the organism in Eukaryota, Metazoa, Chordata, Actinopteri, Cypriniformes, Cyprinidae. The record is from RefSeq and is a predicted model, not a curated record. Gene Ontology annotation, cellular component: nucleus.